ACACAACAACGGCUUUUUUGGUUUUCCAUUUCUACAUCAGCAAGCAUGAAUCGCUCCGCAAAUGUGUUGAUCUUGAUAUCUUUCUUCUUUUUAUCAUUCACCUCAAACUUAAAUCUCGUUGAUGCUGCUCCUGAACAAUUGAAUCAAAAAAAUUUUGAUGAAAAGGUUAUGAAAAGCAAAGAUGUUUGGUUUAUCAUGUUCGGCCUACCAACGUGUGGAACACAGAAAGCGUUUCUUCCUGAAUGGGAGGCGUUUUCAAAGUUAGUGGAUGGAAAGAUCAAGCUUGGUGAAGUGAACGUUGCAGAGAAUUAUGAUUUAUACGUACAAUAUAAGAUAAAAAGUUACCCGACUAUUAUAACAUUUGCUGCUGAUAAAUCAAAGGGAGCUUUCGAAUACACAGGAACAAGAACAGCACCUAAAAUGGAAGAAGCUGCACUUCUUAAGUUAGAAGGCAAAGGAUAUUAAUCUCUAAACAAGAGUUUUGAGUGAAGAUCGUGUUGGAAUAAGAUUUAUUUUUUUUGUUUACUUGUUAUCGUUGUGAAAUAAUGACACCUUUGUAAUGGUGGUAAAUUUGGUGUAAAUAACCUAAUAAAGGACAAUUUGUAUUUUGUUAAUCGUAUGUUAUUAUUUACAUUUUAAAUCCUUUCA
Molecule: messenger RNA, 648 nt
Organism: Lactuca virosa
Lineage: Eukaryota; Viridiplantae; Streptophyta; Magnoliopsida; Asterales; Asteraceae
Source: the annotation of a GenBank genome assembly